GUUAGCAAUUAUUCUGUCAGUACGUAUUGACUUAUUACCUGGAUUAGGUCCUUUUGCAGAUCGGGGAUUCUAAAAGAAGAAAGGAAAGAAAAUUUAAAGAAGAGAAAGAAAAAAUAUCCUAUUCACGUUUAUAUACCAAAAGAUGAAUCCAGCAAAAAACACUUUGGUUACUCUUUUUUUUGUUGUCAUUUUCAUGGAUAUGUUACUGGCUGCAACAGCACAGUCAUCUUGUCUUGAUGAUGAACCUAAUUGUAAUGCACAAGAAGAGAUUGUUUGUAAAGAACAUUUUUCUUCACUUUCCUGCCAAAUAGAGUUUGCGCAGUCUAAAAAAUGCUUUGUUCAGGUUUGUAUAAAUUACAACCAUACACACUUUGAAAAAUCACCUGUGCUUCUGAAUGACAAAAACCUGACAGAGUUUAUUAAAUUCUCAGUUAUAAACGACUUAAAAUCAAGAAAACAACAUUGUUUUGUGACUUGUUGCUUAAAAGAAAAUGUCACAACGGAAAAUCUUUGUUUUGGCAAUAAAUGCCAGUAUAAACGUAUUUACAUCUUAAGUCGCCAAGGUUUCCAUUUGAAUUCAGCCUCUGACAAUGUUUGUCUGUCUGGAAAUCAGAUAGCUAUAAAAAAGGCCUUAAAGAAGAAGCAAUUAGACAAGGAAUUAAUGAUUGUAGGCUUACGGGAUAAAGUAUACUAUGAUAAAGAGAUAUCCAUUAAAGAAAAUCGACAAGUAUGUCAAGAAGAAUGGCAAAUCCUAGAUUCAAACAGAGAAAAAUGGAAGUCAGUCUUUUAUAGAAAUAUAACAAAUUGUUUAUUAAAACCUAAGCAACCUAAUCAAGUUAUAAAUGAAAGUUAUACUUUGGUCCUUAAAGGAAAAAAUGGAUCUAUGGAUAUUUGGCAUUUUCUUGUGGUUAAACCAGGUUCUCCAGUUACCGAAAAGACCACUACAAUUUAUAACAACCCAACUAUGAUGGAAAGGGAUACCGCUGAUAAGUUGCAAAAUAGAACAUCUAAUUCAAAGGAGCAUAAGCUUGUGAAGUUAAUUGAUACUGAAAACAAUUUAAUUGAUAUCAUCAUGGAAAACAAGGAUAACAUUCAAAUUUUUGUAGAUGUAUUAAAUAAUAUAACAAUGAAAAAUUGUUGGACAAACUUGAACAAUGAGAAAAAGUUGUAUCCUACAAAGGUAAUGAAAGUUGUUGACAAAUUCCUGGAGAAUAUAAAUACAACAAAUUCCUCUGAACAAAUCAAAAUUGAAAAAGAAAAUAUAGUUUUCCAAUUUGAUGAAUUAAAGAAUAAAACCAUUUCGGUAAAUCUUGGUUCUGAUGAAUCCCUCCAAGUUCAUAUUGAUGAGUCAGUAAUUAAGAAUAUAUCUUCAGAUGACCCCAUAUUUUACAGUGUUGUCCUCUACAAAUCAUUAACAUACAUCAUACAAAUGACUGAAGCUAACCGGACAAAUGAAAACACAAAUCACAAAGAUCUUCUUUCAGAUAUUCUAAGUUUCACAAUUCACAAAGCAAAUUCAAAAAAUCUCAUAAAAAACAUAACUUAUCGUCUGAACCAUAAGAAACUAACUUCAAAUACAAAAUGUGCCUAUUGGAGUUCUAGUCCAACGGAUCUUAUUGGAGAAUGGAAAACAGAUGGAUGUUUUCGAACUUCAUUGAAUGAAUUUUAUACAGAAUGUGUCUGCAAUCAUUUGACCAGUUUUGCUAUUUUAAUGAGCCACCACCAAGUUGAUAACUCUGUUAGUAUAAAUAUUAUGUCCAACAUAGGAGGAGUGAUCUCCAUUUUGGCUGUUUUCCUCACAUUCAUAUGUUAUAUAAUACUUUGGAGACAUGUUACAACAACCACUUUGAACAAAUCGAGAGCCAUUAUUUUGAUGAAUCUAUGUGUGUCAAUGUUUAUAGCAAACUUGUUGUUUCUGUUGAGCGAUCAUCUUAAAAGUUAUAAGAUCACAUGCACAGUGACAUCCAUCCUGUUACAUUUCUUUUAUCUCACUGUGUUCUUCACUAUGUUUGUGGAAGGAAUUGAUAUUUUCGUCACAAUUGUUUUCGUCUUUUCAAAGAUAGAUGUAAAGAAACUUAUUUUGGUUGCUUGGGGUUUACCAGCAAUAAUUGUAGCAAUAUCAGCAGGUGUGACUCGGUUACAUGGCUAUGGAGAAGAUCACUGUUGGUUGUCAGAGAAAAGUGGUUUAAAAUGGGCUUUUAUGGGACCAGCAUUUUUCAUUAUUUUUACCAAUUUGGUAAUAACAUUAGUUGUUUUGAAAAACAUGUUGAGAAAUAGUGAGAUGAUACAAAAACCUAUAAUGGAAAGGGCCAGAGCUGGCAUGUGGGGUUUGGUAUUAUUCUCGCCAAUUCUUGGCUUUACGUGGUGCCUUGGCAUUUUUCUUUUUCAUAAAAGUGUGAUUGUACAGUAUGCAUUUGUUGCCUGUCAUUCACUUCAGGGUGUCCUCAUCUUCCUGCUUCAUUGCCUAUUUAGUAAGCAGAUCAAAGAUGGUUUCAUGCAGUAUAUGAAAAGGAUCAAAAACAAAUCCAAAAGCAAAUCAAAUAUGACAAAUUCUGUUUGUAAGAGUGUGGCAUUCGAUAAAACACAAACUCCAACUUUGACCAUUAAUCGAAGUGUGGAUAACCUGACACUUCCGUAUCCUCAAACUUUGGACAUUUUCCAGUCACGAAAAUCUCAAGAUUUAUUAGUUCCGACAAAGAAUGGUAUAUGGUAAAAGAUAAGCCAGAGAGAAAUGUUCUACCAUGAAAAUUAUCAUUACUAGUCAUUAUUUUUAAUUCAGACAUUUACAAAGACAAUUCAUUAAUUACCAAGAGAAGUAUAUUCAUAAACAUAUUUCAUAUGACACAAAGCAAAUUCUCUGAUUCUUGAUUUCCCUAAAAAAAAGUUAUCAAUGCAAACACGAUAGCAUAUUACAAACAAUAUCUCCCAUUAGAAAAUUACCAUUUUCAAAUCUAACAACGUGAGAUAUUCAGCAUGUAGUAAAGAUUCCCUUGUUUGAAAAUAUAAGGGCACAGAUCGUGUCAUAUAGCCAGCUGGAGACGAUGUUCCCUGGAGCUAAAUUGCAGCAACAUUAGUCCUAAACCAGGACUGCCAUGUUAUGUUGACAAACAAUCUUUACUAUAAUAUCUCCCAUGUUACAGAAUCAUUGCAUCCCUGAAAAAUCUUAUCCAAAUAUGCAACUAUGUAACAUGAAAUCUAUUCUCCCUGUAGACUUCCAUAUUAUGUAUUGUUUCAGAAAUACAGUUGGUGCCUGUUUUCUGUAGUGAUUUCAUUAAAAGUAACUAAUCUGAUUAUUCUAUUGUUUCUAAAGAUCUCAUUCAGUUACUUUUACUUAAUCAUUUUACAAUGCUUAAUUAAAUGUGUCUACAUUCUGUCACUGUUUGGUCUAAUGCCAAAGCAUUAACAAAUGUGCCUUAAAAUAUUCAUAACUAGCUUCUGCAACUUUCACAACUUUUUUUUUUCUGCUGUUCUCAUAUUAUAAAAAUGUUGUAAGUGCUUGCAAAUAUGUUUUUUUAUCAUCUGGAGAUGCUGUGCAACGAAAUUUUAUGAAAAUAUGGCCUACUACAUAAAACAAAACAGGAAACAAUUUGAAUGGAAAAUAACAUUUGCCAAUGAAUCUAUUUUAAGUCAAGUUAACUGAUAAACACAGAACUGAUAGUUGAUCUCACAAUGAAUACUCAUCAAUCAACUAUUAAGAGAAUUUUAACACUUUUCAUAAGACAAUGAUAGCUGUGUGUGUGUGUGUGUGUGAAUGUAGUUUCCUUUUUUUUAAAGAAACUGAAGCUUAGAGUUUGUUUUGUGACUUGAGUUUCACACUUUGUUUCACCUAAAGGUAAAACUUCAGUAACAUGAAACACAAGUCAUGAAAUAAACUCUCAGCUUCAUUUUCAAUAAAAAUAACAAGUAACAUUUUUGUUGAUGAGGAAAAUAUAUCUUACACAUUAAUUUAUAUUCUUUUUAUCAGCUCUCUAUUUAUUUUUUACUUUUUCUUUGUCCUAUCUCAUGAAACAGAACAUGACACUUCAACUGAGUCUUCUUACUACAUUUAAAAUAUUAAUUGGAGUCAGUUGUUUCUUCUAAAUGUUUUUUCCCAUGUCUGUCCAGCAUAGGAGCAACAAUAAUGACCACUUGACCUGCUAGAAAUACACAGCUAAAUUCUACCAAAUUAAUAAGCUACAGCCUUAAAAAAAAGGAAGGACACAUUGGACAGUGUAGUCCAAGAUAUGCCACCAUCCGGUCAUUCUGAUAGCUCUUUUGUCUUCAUAACGGUCAACCACACAGUAAUUUCUCUUUGUUUAACGGUCAUUUUCAUAGCAAUUUUCAAUGGCCAGAUAACUGAAGAGAUGGUGGCGUGGGUUUCCACCCCAGCAUCCGAAACUCAGAGUUUUAUCAUGGCUACUGAAUAAUUGUCACAUAUUUUUACAAGAUAUAUAUAUAUAUUAUUUAAAAUUUACUAUAUUGUAUGUCCAUUACAGCAAAUUUUACCAAUCCAUUUUGCACUGGGUAUUAAGCUAGCUGUUAGAUAACAGCAUGGUUAAGUAAUACUACAUACUCGUCAGAGCUGACAGGUAUGGGAACAUUAUACCCACUCUAUUGACAAAUAUACAAGUGCAUAUAUUUCCUGAGUUAUAAAUGCUUAGAUGACUACAUGUACGGUAAUACCUCACUUUACAAGGAUCUGCUUUAGGAGACCCUGGGUUUAUGAGUUUUAUUUUAUAAUAAAUAUAAAAAGGUUAAACAGCCAUUUUGUGUUUGUGGCAACAUCACAACAUGUGGCAAUCCUGGUUCUGACAUGUCUACACAGCAACAGAGUAAAAUGACGACAUAAAAUUUCAUUGCUACUAUGGGAAGUUAUUGCUCUGAUUUACAAGUUUUCACGUUAUGAGCAGUCUCUGGGAACAAAUAAACUCAUAUAUCAAGGCAUUACUGUAUAUAUAAAUGUAUUAGCAUUUUAUAUCUGCUUUUUGCAUGUUGGUUUGCAUUAGACGUGUCUAUUUUAACACAUCAUCUCACAAUUCUUCAUCUGAUAAACACAACAAUAGAGAAAUGCACCAACAUUUGUUUUAUAUGUCCUUUUUACCAUUAACCACUUUGACUGGGUACAUUUUAUAAUGCCACCAACACUAAAUAACAUUCCACACCUCUCAUAUAUGUGUGUGUGUGAGAGAGAGAGAGGGAGUGUAUGUGUGUGUGCAUGUGUACAUAUAUAUGUAUAUAUAAUGAGUGAAGGUGCAUGACUCAGUGGUUAGAGUGUUGGGCUCACAAUUAUGAGGUAGUGAGUUUGAUUCCCAGACUGAGCUGUGUGUUGUGUUCUUGAGCAAGACACUUUAUUUCAUGUUGUUCCAGUUCACUCAGCUGUAGAAAUGAGUUGUGAUGUCACUGAUGCCAAGCUGUACUAGCCUUUGUCUUUCCCUUGGAGAACAUCAGUGGCACGAGGAGGGGAGGCUAGUAUGCAUGGGUGACAGCUGGUCUUCCAUAAACAACCUUGCCUGGACUUGUGCUUUGGAGGGCAACUUCCUAGGUGCAUCCCAUGGCCAUUCAUGACUGAAGGGGGUCUUUAUUCUUUUACCCUUUAUACAUAAUGGAUGGUUCAUAGACAGUUUUAGUAAUAAGGGUUCAGUUGUUUGAUCAACUGAAUUUCUUGCUCAUGGCUGAGCUUUCCACAGACAUGUGGAAAUUUUCAAGUAGGAUUCCUUUGGGGUUGUAGAUACAAUCUAUCUAAUGGCGCCUCUAUACAGUUUCCAUCGACUCAGUUUGACUCACAGGCUAUGUGUUAACCUGAGUCCUUAGACAAUAACAUUUGCGAAAGAUGCUAUUGGAGGGAUUGAACUUAGGAUGUCGUAGUUGAAAAGUGAACUUCUUAACCAUUCAAACAUUCUGUGUGUGUGUGUGUGUGUGUGUGUGUGUGUGUGUGUGUGUGUGUGUGUGUGUGUGUGUGUGUGUGUGUGUGUGUGUGUGUGUGUGUGUGUGUGUGUGUGUGUGGUUUCAUGUAGAAAUGUAAACAACAAAUGUUUAAGAGAAUAUUUUAUUUAUAAAAAUCUCACUAUAUUAAUAUUUAUAUUUUCAACCUCCAACAACUUUUUAUGUCUGAAAUGUAAGACUUCAGACCUGAUAGAUUUUAAUUUACAAAUUUACAUUGAGAUGUUCAAUGUACCUAGGAUCAACUGUCCUGUUAGAUAUUUCUGGAAAUUUCUUCGCAACUUUGAUAUUUUAUCUUAAAAACUUCUUGAAAUAAAUGAAACCAACAGUAACAAUAAAUAGUCUAUUCUUACAUAUAUGUAAAAUAAUGAUAAACAGUAUGUUCUUAUAUAGAAUAAUGAUAAAUGGUAUUUUCUUAUACAGAAUAACAAUAAACAACAUAUCGUUACAUAGAAUGAUAGGAGGCGAUGGCAGGUAACUAAGACUUCUGGUGAAUUGACUAUAUAUAUAUAUAGGCACAUGGUUCUGAGUUCAAUCCCACUGCGCGGCACCUUGGGCAAGUGUCCUCUACUAUAGCCUUGGGCUGAUCAAAGCCUUGUGGGUGGAUUUGAUAGAUGGAAACUGAAAGAAGCCUGUCGUAUAUAUAUAUAUAUAUAUAUAUAUAUAUAGCCAUCAGUAAGGUGGGGAUUAGCAAUGAGUACAGUGAAGAAUUCUGGGCACAGGUAGGAGUUCACCAAAGAUCCGUCCUCAGCUGCCUCUUAUUCAUCAUAGUCCUCCAGGCAAUAACAGAAGAAUUCAAGACAGGCAGCUCCUCUAUGCUGAUGACAUUGCUCAAAUAGCUAUACCAGAACUAUCAGAACUAGAGAAGUUUCAGGUGUAGAAGCAAGGUCUAGAAUUGAAGGGCUUUAGAAUCAAUCUAACAAAAACCGAAGUCUUAGUAAGUAGGAAGGCAGACAAAUCACAAAUCCCUUCAGGUAGAUUGCCCUGCUUGAUCUGUAGAAAAGGUGUAGGUAGAAACUCCAUAAGAUGUACCCGGUGUAAGCUAUGGACACAUAAGAGGUGCAGCAAUAUCAAAGGAAGGUUAACUGGGAAGAUAGUUUUUGUGUGUGGCAGUUGGACAGGGGCAAUAAACACCAAAGAUGUACAGAAAACAGAUUGCAUCAUAUUCCAGGUGGAAAAACUACAGGUAGUUGAUAGCUUCCAUUACCUAGGUAACUAAGUCAGUAGCAGGGGUGGAUGCUCUGAGAGUGUAGCUGCUAGAAUAAGAAUAGCCUGAACAAAGUUCAGAGAUCUCCUACCUCUGCUGGUAACAAAAGACCUCUCACUCAGAGUGAAAGGUAGACUGUAUGAUGCAUGUGUGCGAACAGCCAUACUACAUGGCAGUGAAACAUGGGCUGUGACUGCUGAGGACAUGCAUAGGCUUGAAAGAAAUGAAGCUAAUAUGUUCUGCUGGAUGUGUAAUGUCAGUGUGCAUACACAACAGAGUGUAAAUGCUUUGAGAGAAAAAUUGGACAUAAGAAGGAUCAGAUGUGGUGUGCAAGGGAGACAACUGUGCUGGUAUGGUCAGGUGUUGCGUAUGGAUGAGGACAGCUUUGUGAAGAAGUGUCACACCCUAACAGUGGAGGGAACCUGUGGAAGAGGGAGACCCAGGAAGACAUGGGAUAAGUUGAUGAAGCACGACCUUCAAAACUUGGGCCUCACAGAAGCAAUGACAAGUGACUAAGACCUUUGGAGAUAUGCUGUGCUUGAGAAGAUCCGGCAGACCAAGUGAGAUCGUAGCCAAUGCCAGUGUUGCAUAACUGGCCUGUUUAAAAGUACCCUUCAAUUGUCAGGCAAUAUGCUGUGCUUGAGAAGACCUGUUGAGUCAAGUGAAAUCGUAGUCAUGGCCGAUGCCAGUGCCACCUGAUUGGUACCUGUGCUGGUGGCACAUAAAAAGCACCAGUUGAGUGUGUCUGAUGCCAGUGCAGGUGGCACAUAAAAAGCACCAUUUGAACGUGGUUGAUGCCAGUGCUGCCUGAUUGGCUCCUGUGCCAGUGGCACCUAAAAAGCACCAUUCGAGUAUGGUCAAUGCCGGUGGCACAUAAAAGGCACCCACUACACUCUCAGAGUGGUUGGCAUUAGGAAGGGCAUCCAGCUGUAGAAACCUUGCCAGAUCAGAUUGGAGCUUGGUGCAGCUUCUUGACUUGCCAAUCCUCAGUCAAACCGUCCAACCCAUGCCAGCAUGGAAAGCAGACUUUAAACAAUGAUGAUAUAUAUAUAUAUAUAUAUAUAUAUAUAUAUAUAUAUAUAUAUAUAUAUAUAUGUGUGUGUGUGUGUGUAUGUAUGUAUGUAUUUGUGUGUGUGUGUGUCUUUGUGUCUGUGUUUGUCCCCCAACCAUUGCUUGACAACCAAUGCUGUCUGUUUACAUCCCUGUAACUUAGUGGUUCAGCAAAAGAAACUGACAGAAUGAGUACUAGGCUUAUAAAGAAUAAGUCCUGGGAUCGAUUUCUAAGACUAAAAACUCUUUGAGGUGAUGCUCCAGCAUGGCUGCAGUCAAAUGACAAGCAAAUAAUAUAAAUAGCAACAUUAAAAAUUAUAUCUUCUCUUUUACUCAUUUCAGUCAUUGGACAGCAGCUAUGCAGGGGUAUUGAAAGGUUUUAAUUUAUUCCAGUAUUUAUUUUUUUUAUUUAAAUCCAGAACUUAUCUUAUUAGUCUCUGUCACACCACUAUGUUAUGAGAGAUAAGGCACUCGCUCAUUCUCUCUCUUUUCCUCUCUGACACAUACACAUAGUAAAUAAACAUAGCAUGUACAUACCUAUGUGUGUAUAUAUGUGAUAAUUUAAAGUCUGUCCUUAUAUUAGCAGAAAUGAAAUAGGAAGAAAACUAAAUGAAUAUACCAAAUUCAUCAUCAUCAUCAUCAUCAUCAACAUUUAACAUCUAUUUUCCAUGCUGGUAUGGAUUGGACAGCUUGACAGGAACUGGUAAGGCCAGGGGCUGCACCAGGUUUCAUAGUCUGUUUUGGCUGGGUUUCUACAGCUGGAUGCUCUUCCUAACACCAAUCACUCCACAGAGUGUACCAGGUGCUUUUUAUGUGACCCCACAACCAGUGCUUUUUACAUGGCACUAGCACCAGUGCUUUUUAUGUGGCACUAGCACCAGUGCUUUUUAUGUGGCACCAGUGCUUUUUACCAAAGAUAUAUAUCUAUGAUAUAUAUAUAUAUAUAUAUAAAACAAAAUUUAUUCCUUGUCAAUACACUAAAAGUGUAUGUAUUUGAAGAAAUAUGUUAAAAUUAAAUAAAAUUUUGAAGUAAUGUAUGUGAAUAUGUGUGAGUGUGGGUGUAAAUAUGAGUAUGAAUAUGUAUGUUAAUAACCUUAGUUUUAUUCUUGCCUCUCACUAUCUGCCUCUCUAUCUAUCUACAUUUAUCUAUUUCUGUAAAUUUUCCUUUCUACUCUUCUUGAUGAAUAAAUAUAGUGAUAUCCUAA
Molecule: messenger RNA, 9381 nt
Organism: Octopus bimaculoides (California two-spot octopus)
Lineage: Eukaryota; Metazoa; Mollusca; Cephalopoda; Octopoda; Octopodidae
Product: adhesion G protein-coupled receptor L4
Biological process (GO): G protein-coupled receptor signaling pathway; cell surface receptor signaling pathway
Cellular component (GO): plasma membrane
Molecular function (GO): G protein-coupled receptor activity
Source: RefSeq, a predicted model, not a curated record